UUUUAGCUGAUAAACCCUAGGAAACCUGAGUGGCUUAAAUCCCACUUGCUUAGCGAGGUAUUGACCUCAUCUCUUCACUACUUGUGUUCUAAAUUCUAGGGAGAUUCAUCACCUUGAAGUCAAUCCAUGGUUGCACUGGACGAGAAAGUUCCCUCUUCAUCGGAGGUUGAUGCAAUGGACAAAAGGCCCAAGAGGAAGAGACCAAAGAAAAAUCUUCCUUCAACGGCUGCUGAAGAAUCGGAACCUCAAAAUCCAAUGAAAGCUGAAGAAGAAGGGGAAGGAGAUGCUGAAGGUAAUGUAUCAGAGGAGAAAGUGAAAAAAGGUGAGAAGAUGAACAAGAAGAAGAGGAAGACGAAAAAGAAGGGCGAGUUGGAGGAGGAAGGACAUGAAACUGCUAAUGAUGGUGAGGGAGAGGAUGGCGUCGAUGGGAAAGUUGAGAAGGAUGAGGAGAAAGUAAACGAGAAAAAGAAGGUUAAGACUGGUGGCUCAGGAAUUAUGAGUACAGUUUCAUUUGAUUCGCUUGAAUUGUCGGAGAAAACUCUCCGGGCGAUUAAAGACAUUGGAUUUCAGCAUAUGACUCAGAUUCAAGCCAGAGCAAUUCCACCUUUUCUGACUGGCAAAGAUGUUCUUGGAGCCGCAAGGACUGGAUCCGGGAAAACCCUUGCCUUUCUUAUUCCAGCUGUUGAACUACUCCAUCACAUCAGCUUUACUCCUCGUAAUGGAACUGGUGUUAUCGUUAUUUGCCCAACACGGGAGCUUGCUAUGCAGACACAUGAUGUGGCAAAAGAGCUUCUCAAAUAUCAUUCACAGACACUUGGCCUUGUUACUGGUGGUUCUAGCCGACAAGCUGAGGCAGAUCGUAUUACAAAGGGGGUCAAUCUGUUAAUAGCAACCCCUGGUCGACUUCUUGACCAUCUUCAACAUACCAAGAAUUUUGUGUUUAAAAAUUUGAAGUGCCUCAUAAUUGAUGAAGCGGACAGGAUAUUGGAAACCAAUUUUGAGGAGGAAAUGAAACAGAUUAUAAAGCUCCUACCAAAGAAUAGACAGACUGCUUUAUUCUCAGCAACCCAAACUCAAAAGGUUGAAGAUCUUGUUCGCCUGUCUUUUCAGUCGACUCCUAUUUAUAUUGAUGUAGAUGAUGGAAGAACCAAGGUCACCAAUGAGGGGUUGCAACAAGGUUAUUGUGUUGUGCCCAGUGCUAAAAGAUUCGUUCUUCUAUAUUCCUUCUUGAAGAGAAAUUUAUCUAAGAAAAUUAUGGUCUUCUUCUCGUCUUGUAACUCUGUCAAAUUCCAUGCGGACCUUCUUAGAUACAUUAAGGUCGAUUGCAUGGAUAUUCAUGGAAAACAAAAGCAGCAGAAGAGAACUUCUACCUUCUUUGCCUUCAACAAGGCUGAGACGGGGAUCCUACUAUGUACUGAUGUUGCUGCACGUGGACUUGACAUCCCCGCUGUUGAUUGGAUUGUGCAGUAUGAUCCUCCAGAUGAACCCAAGGAAUAUAUUCACAGAGUUGGUCGAACAGCUCGAGGCGAAGGUAGCAAAGGAAAUGCCCUGCUUUUCUUGAUUCCUGAAGAGCUUCAAUUUCUUCGCUAUUUAAAGGAAGCAAAAGUUCCUGUCAAAGAGUAUGAGUUCAGUGAUAAGAAACUAGCCAACGUGCAAUCUCAUCUGGAAAAGCUGGUUGGGAGCAAUUAUUAUUUGAACAAGUCCGCUAAGGAAGCUUACAGAUCCUAUUUAUUAGCUUACAAUUCACACUCUAUGAAAGAUAUUUUCAACGUCCACCGCCUUGAUCUACAGGCGAUUGCUGCUUCAUUCUGCUUUUCCAACCCUCCAAAGGUCAACCUUAACAUCGACAGCAGUGCCUCGAAAUUCAGGAAGAAAACGCGCAAAGUAGAAGGGAGCAAAAACCGAUUCAGUGAGAGCAACCCUUAUGGGAGGAAGAAUGGCGAUGAGGAUGAGAGACAAUUUGUAAGAUACUAACUGUAACUGCUGUGAGUCACCAUUUCAUAGCUGAGGAAAUUAUUAUUCUGUCCUGAGUUCCAUUUAUUUGCUGAUGAUGUUCCUAAAAUAGUCUGGUAACCAGAUGCGAUUUUGUAUCCUAAUAUUCAUAGCCUAAGAAAAGUUUUGACGCUGGGACGGUGACUUGUUGAUUACAUUGUAAUGCAAAAUUUUGGAAACUGAAACCGAACCCGCGACUAUGAUUUCUCCGUAA
Molecule: messenger RNA, 2206 nt
Organism: Cucurbita moschata (crookneck pumpkin)
Lineage: Eukaryota; Viridiplantae; Streptophyta; Magnoliopsida; Cucurbitales; Cucurbitaceae
Product: DEAD-box ATP-dependent RNA helicase 51-like
Exons: 12
Coding region: 127-1974 (615 amino acids)
Biological process (GO): maturation of LSU-rRNA from tricistronic rRNA transcript (SSU-rRNA, 5.8S rRNA, LSU-rRNA)
Cellular component (GO): nucleolus
Molecular function (GO): nucleic acid binding; RNA helicase activity; ATP binding
Source: RefSeq, a predicted model, not a curated record